UCCCGCCGCGGCGCGCUCCUCUCCGCCGUCGCCGUCUCCUCCGCGAUCGCGACGUUCUUCUCGUCCCCGCCCGACGCCUACGCGCUCGGGGAUGUCGGCAGCGCCGCGCCGAAGUUCACGCUCCCGGCGACCGGCGGCGGGACCGUCGCGCUCGAAGACGUCCUCAAGGCGAACAAGUACACCGUGCUGUAUUUUUACAACCAGGACUUCUCGCAAGGGUGCAGCAUCGAGGCGGAGCGAUUCAACCAGGCGCUCCCGGAUUUCGCCAAGAAAGGCGCCGAGGUUGUCGGCGUGUCCAUGGACAACAUGGAGAAGCACGAGGAGUUCUGCACCGCGAAAGGGUUAGGGUUUAAGCUUCUCAGCGACGGCGACGGAUCCGUGUCCGCGUCCUACGGCGCGGAUCUCAAGAUUCCGAUCCUCGGCAAGUUCUCCGACCGACAGACGUUCCUCAUCGACGCGUCCGGGACGAUCAAAGGGCACUGGCUCGAGAGAGACGGGAGCAUGGGGAACGUGAAGACGCCGGCGCACACGCAGCAGAUUCUCGAAGCGAUCGACAAGCUUUAA
Messenger RNA from Micromonas pusilla CCMP1545, 564 nucleotides. RefSeq lists its product as uncharacterized. Gene Ontology annotation, biological process: cellular response to oxidative stress; cell redox homeostasis. Gene Ontology annotation, molecular function: thioredoxin peroxidase activity. The annotation marks the transcript as partial. Gene Ontology annotation, cellular component: cytoplasm. Lineage: Eukaryota; Viridiplantae; Chlorophyta; Mamiellophyceae; Mamiellales; Mamiellaceae. The transcript has a single exon. The record is from RefSeq and is a predicted model, not a curated record.